Messenger RNA from Anolis sagrei ordinatus, 2303 nucleotides. The record is from RefSeq and is a predicted model, not a curated record. Lineage: Eukaryota; Metazoa; Chordata; Lepidosauria; Squamata; Anolidae.
UUCUACACAGCACACUUUCACAGUUGUUACUGGAUUAAAAUGUGCCUGGCUUGGCAAUGAAAGAGCAGAACGAUUGGAUAUUGUUAUGCAACUCAGUGUCUUCAAGGGUGACUUGUAGCUUGUUCUUUAUUCAGCAAGUGCCAACUGCAUGUUUAAUCAAUGUCACCACUCACUACAGUCUGCAACUGAAGCCGCUGUCAUUCUACUUCUCAGAUCUGACUGGCUGCUAAGUUAUGCAAUGCUCUCAAGAAUGCCUUGGAAUUAUUUGUGAGAUGCUUUGAAUGCAAGUGUGUAACAACCCUAGAGCAAGCAGAAAACUUUGUUCCUUCUGGAGCACAAAUGCGAAUGACUGCUCUAAUAUCACCCGCAAUCUUUGGAUUUACAACUCAGCAACAUGAGAGAAGCCUCUUCAGAGAGUUAACAAGACCGAGAGAGCAUGUUAAAUGACCAUAGCAUUGGAAUGUCUUGGGGAAGUGCUACACAUAUAGCCACGAGAUAGAAACUACAUUUUAACGAGAAGACUCAAUGAUGUUUUCACUGCUUACACAUUCUAUGGAAGAAUCCAGGAUUUUAAAAGGAGAUAAAUAUAUAACUUGGACAUGCAGAAUAGGGGAUUCUUUCUUGACACCACAUUGCUUCAGUGGAUAACUGAAACAAGGCCUGCAUUUCUUUGAAGAUUUUGUCUCGUGUAUCACAUCUACAGCUUCAUUCAUCAAAACACUGUUCAUGCAUGCAUGUAAUUUCUGCUAUGAGUGAAAAGAACAGUCCUCCAUGAAGAUAAGGCUGUUUCUCCACUGCAGUGAGGAGUAAGCAGCAUGUCUGAUGAGAUUUUAUUCCUGAUGCAAUGUAGGCCAUCAGUCAGAACACUGGUGAAGAUUUUUGCAGAAAAAAUGAGGAGCUCUGCCAUCACAACACUAGAAGAUGUGAAAAGGCAAGAAGAAAGCGAGGAAAAGGAAGAAUCUAUUCUAGCUCUGUUGGGAAUAAUAGGAACAGUACUUAAUCUAUUUGUAAUUGUUUUUGUCUACGUAUAUACAACCCUUUGAUGGCUUUCUAGCAACUCGGAAGACCAGCAAUGGCAAAAAGAAACUUUGAGCACCAAUCAACAGAAAACAGGGGCUCAAAGAAAAAAACACAUUCCAGAAAGAAGUGCCUAUUUUAAGGGCACUACAUCAACAACUGUAAAAUGCAUCUAUGAACUCAGAAAACUAUAUAAAAAAAGACUGCUACAUAUUAAACAUCUCAAUUAUGACUGCUGGAAGUUCAGAUUCUCCAAACACAUGCUUCCUCUCUCCUCUGCCGCGGCAAUUAAUAUGCAAGAUGUUGUUAACAUAAGCAGGACAAAAACUAAAGGUAAUGGGUGCCAUAAAAUCUUCCUAUGUUUUACUUACUUGAUUCCCAUUAUACCUUUGGAUUUGUAACUAUGUACCUCUAUGUAGGUGACAGCUGGAUUAGAAAUGAAUCAAUUUCAAAACCAUUAUUAUGUGCUAAAGUUAGAUAAAUAUAUACAAAGUGUAGAAAGAGCAGCAAUGUUAAGUACUGUAUUGUAAGUAAAUAAAAUUUUAAUUAACUACCUUCCAAAACACUUUUAAUUUUCAUAUUGUUGAUUGCUGUGCCAGAUAUUCUUGUCCUUACGUUUACAAUUCACAUUUAUGCUUGUAAACUAUACUGUGUUCAAAAGACAUUUUAUAAUUCCAGGAAAGGGAUUUUUUUACAAUAUUUGUAUUAAAAAUAUAGAUCCACUCUUGCAACCAUUUUAGUAGAUUUUUAAAGUCGUUCUUUCAUUUGUGGCAAUAAUAUAAACAAGCAAAUUUAUUAUAGUUUUAAGUGAACAAAAUAGUUGGAACUAGCUAUUCAAACUGUGAAUUUACCCAAAUUCAGAGAAGAAAUCAGAUCAACUAGAGUUUCAACCUGUGAAAAAUACAGACCCCUAGAGAUUUCUAAUCUUUUCCUCUGAACUAUACAUUGUAAAUAGGUUGGAUUCUCCAGAGACCCUUCACAUAUUCCAUCUAAUCAAAGGAAAUUAUUCUGAAGUGUAAUGAUUCAAAAUGGUAGGAUCUCUCCAACUACAAUCCAAUGCUCAGUUAUUUGGAAAUAAGCUGCAUUGAACCAAAACGUCUUAAUUCUUUUAAGAAGACAAAUGUGCAUAUAACUCCUUUUUUCCAGAUUCCACUUGUAAAUCAAACCAUUUCAUUAAAAGACUAUGCUUUAUACACCAUGCCCUCCUUUGUCUGCAGCUUUUUAAAUAAAGAUUUGCAAUACUGAAAACUACAGCUUUAUGCUUCUAUUUCAAUGAAUUAAUAUUU